AUGCGGUGGCUUGCUGUUUAUGUUUUUCUUUUGGAUGUUUCCAGUCUUCUCUUUUUCAAAAUUGCUUGCUCAGCAUCUGACUUCAGCUUGCAGGGUGAUUAUCUGUUGGGUGGAUUAUUUUCGUUAAAUAUUCUUCGACCAAAACGCCAGGUCUACCCAGUGGCCCUUGCAUGCCAGAGGUAUGCAUUUGAUAAGUCAUCGUAUCACAUGCUCCAGGUGAUGAGGUUUGCGGUUGCGGAGAUCAACAACUCCUCAACCCUCCUGCCCAGUGUGUCGCUUGGCUAUGAGAUCUUUGACCACUGCUCAAAUACACAAAAUUUCCCCUCAGUCUUUACUUUUAUCUCUGAAAAUGGAUCAGUUCCAGUGUAUAGACGUCUCAACAACCAUCAGCCAAAAAUAAUUGCUGUCAUUGGUCCAUAUGAAAGUACUAGAACUAUUACUGUUGCACCAUUCUUCAUGUUGGACCUCAUUCCAAUGGUGAAUUAUGGAUCAUCAAGUUAUGAACUAAGUAAUAAAAAACUGUACCCUUCUUUUUUAAGAACAGUGCCUAGCAACAAAGACCUGAUAUGGAUAAUUAUUCUCAUUAUUAAAAGGUUUGGAUGGAACUGGGUUGCCUUUAUUGGCAGCAAAGAUGACUACAGCCAAGAUGGCUUAAAUUUGUUUUACCAAUAUAGUACACAAUAUAACAUCUGCCUAGCCUAUCAAGAAUUACUCUCUGAAAACUCUGAUUACCGUCUAACACUUCAGAAAAUUGAAAAACUCAACAUAAAAGUAAUUAUAGUUUUCUCUAUGCAAAGAAUAGCAGAAAAUGUUAUCAAAUCAGCUAUAAAGAACAACAUCAGAAAUAAAGUUUGGAUUGCUGGUGAGGGUUGGUCUAUGAACAAACAACUUCAAAAUGAACCAGGAAUUCAGAACAUUGGCAACAUUUUUGGCAUUACAGAGAAAGUGAUGGAUCUACCUGGAUUUGACAAGUUCAUCUACAGAACCUACAGACAAAAUGAGUCUGUGGGAAGUGAAGGGCAAAAUACGUGCAAUCAAGUCUGUGAAAAGUGCACAAACUUAAGCUCAGUGGAAAUCAUAAAUGAAAAUCCCACUUUCUCUUUUCCUGUUUAUGCUGCAGUCUACACAACAGCACAUGCUUUACACAAAGUUUUACACUGUGGUACAAAUGGCUGCAACAGGAGCAUACCUGUUCACUCCUUCAUGCUUCUGAAGGAAAUGAAGACUCUGGAUUUUUCUCUCAAUGGCCAGCAAGUAAAAUAUGAUAUAAAUGGGGAUCCCUGUGUCAGUUAUGGAGUGGUCCUCUGGCGCACUGAGGCUAAUCCCCCAUUCAUUGAAAUGAUUGGUGUAUACAACACAUAUCCAAAAAUUACUUUCACCAUCAACACGACCCUCAUCAAAUGGGUUAAUGAUAUCUCUGCACCUUUUGGAAAAUGUUCUGCCGAGUGUACGGAGGGAUAUCAUAGGGAAAAGGAUCACACUCAGGCAUGCUGUUUUCAGUGUAAGAUCUGCCCAAGUGACACCUACAUAAACGUUACUCGAGACCCCUACACAUGUGUCCCAUGUAAUGCAGAGGAGUGGUCACAAGAGGGAAGCAUUAUCUGUAAGAAGCGCUCCAUCAUGCAUCUUUCUUUCGCAGACCCUCUGUCAAUACUGGUCAUGCUCUCUGCUGCCUCCCUGGUUGUUUCUUGUAUUGCAGUUACCAUCCUUUUCUCAUACAAUUACAACACGCCAGUAGUGAAGUCUGCAGGUGGCAAUAUGUGUUUCCUGAUGUUAGCCUCGUUGUCUUUGGCCAGUAUAAGCGUUUUCUUUUUCUUUGGACAUCCAACAGUGGUACACUGUGUCUUUAGAAAUGCCAUGUUUUAUUUUUUCCACUUAGUCUGUUUCUCCUGCAUGGGUGUGCGGUCCUUUCAAAUUGUCUGUGUAUUCAAAAUGGCCGCCAAGUUUCCCAAGGUUUACAGAUGGUGGGUAAAGUACAAUGGCCAGUGGCUUGUUAUAGUUAUCAUUUGCAUUGCUCAAUUCAUUUUUUGCAUUUUAUGGGUAACUAUCCAAACUCCUGUUCCAUUCAGGGAUGAAUUAUCUUGUAAAGAUGAAAUUAUUCUGGGCUGUUCAUCAGGGGCCAAAGUUCCAUUCUACAUGAUGGUGUUCUUAAUUUGGUUCCUCAGUGUUCUCUGUUUCACCUUCUCCUACAUGGGCACUGAUCUACCAAAAAACUACAAUGAGGCUAAAUCCAUAACUUACAGUAUGCUUUUAUUCUAUAUCAGCUGGUCCUUUUACUUCACUGCAGAAAUCACAUAUAAGAGUGUUUAUGUCCAGCUUUUCCAUGCUAUAGCCCAGCUAUCUAGCUUAUUUGGUAUCCUACUGAGCUACUUUGUGCCAAAGUGCUAUGUCAUUAUUUUCCAGCCAAAAAAGAACACACAAGCAUACUUUCAGACAUCUAUCCAGAAUUACACCCAGACCAUCAGUAGGAUGUGA
Messenger RNA from Electrophorus electricus (electric eel), 2475 nucleotides. Its product is annotated as taste receptor type 1 member 1. NCBI's taxonomy places the organism in Eukaryota, Metazoa, Chordata, Actinopteri, Gymnotiformes, Gymnotidae. Gene Ontology annotation, biological process: G protein-coupled receptor signaling pathway. The record is from RefSeq and is a predicted model, not a curated record. Gene Ontology annotation, cellular component: plasma membrane. Gene Ontology annotation, molecular function: G protein-coupled receptor activity.